Amoebophrya sp. A120 is the source of this 2346-nucleotide messenger RNA. The record is from the annotation of a GenBank genome assembly. Lineage: Eukaryota; Dinophyceae; Syndiniales; Amoebophryaceae.
AUGUUUUUUCACAUGAGAAUUUUUUGCGCGGUCGCCACUGGUUUUUUCAGUUUUUUUUGUGCGGCCGCGACUGUUGGCAGUUCCGGGGUUAGAACCGCACGAUCUCGGUCGCGUUCUCCGCAUUUCGGACCUGUCGAGCUUGGCGCCGUUCGUGCUCGUGCCCCUGGUGACGAGGCUGAAAUCCCACUGCCGUUCGCUGCAACGUCGGCGACUCUUGCCCGCGGCACGUUCUCCCCGAGCCAGGACCAGAGCACGCGAUGUGGCGUUCGUUCCGACGUGGUGGUCGGGGACGAUCCUCGCCCUCAGCCGUACAUCUUCCGCAUCCGUGUGUCGCCUAUGGGCGACUGGAUUGAGCGGGACAAUCACAAGCGCGUGUGGGAUCUGCAGGCAGCGUUUCACGAAUUAACAUGCGUGUGCACCUUGUCGCCUUGUGCUGCUUCGUCCGGAAGAGCAGGGGACACCACCCCGGGGGGCCGUUCCGUUGCGCCGCCUCAGCCGGGAGGACACCAAGAUCCCCCGGCGCGCAUGUACAAGCUGUGCUCCAGCCCGCUGGUGAUUGACUGCAAACUGCGGAAGCCCCAAGACGAGUUCAUUCCUCCUCCCGGGGAUGUGUCGAACCUUGGUUGGAAUUGCACUAAAAUGUCCCAGUUGCGGCUGAAUAGCACGAGCUCGUCAAUUUUCCCCGGCGUUACGCUGGACCGCGUCGCCAAGCUCGGUGUGGACGAGGGAAAGAAGGUGUACACGCUACCGCCACGACGUGAAGGUGAGGACACGGAUAAUGACUCGGAGCCGGCGUCUAGCCCCCAGACGCCCGAUCGGGACGAGGAACAAGUAGAUUCGGAUGAUGACCGAUCAGGUUCAGGCGGGCGGCCUAGGUCCGAGCACGCGACGAGCCUGGCCCGCGCCGCAAGGAGAGCCCUGAAGCCAACGCAGGUGGCUUUUCCGCUGUUCUGUUUCAGUGACAAGUUUUUGAAGCAGAAGCCGUUCCUGGUUUCCGGGCAGCAUGGGACGCGACGGAUUUAUCACGACCAGUUGCGGAUAUACAAGGAGGCACGGUUCUACGAGAAGCACAUAAAAUUUGAACCUGACUGGAUCAACAUCAACUUCGUUUCCCGUCUGCGGUUUCCGGAUACAACUACAAGCACCAGUGGACGACAAGUGCCGUCUAGUACGACGCAAGAGCCCUGCGUGGAAACGUUUGUCGUUUGUGACGGAGAUUUUCAACUGCAACGCUACCAUCCGGUGGUGUCGCUCGGAGACCCACAAAGGGCACUACUUAGUACUUCGAGCCAACAAGGCGCCAGUUGUCCGGAGGAGCCGCAAGACGACGGUGCCGACAUGGAGCAGCUGAUUCUGCGCUGGCGGCGGUUCACCGUAGACCCGGAGGAGAAAAACGACGAACUCCGGUGGAUUAAGGCGGACCUGAGGGUCUUUCUGGAGGAUCUGCGUCAGCACCAGAAUGGGGAACAGAACGGCGGUGCUCCCCCCGUCGACUGCGUCCAUCCCGACGCGUGCUUUUUGCACUGCAAGACCGAAACGGUCGUGUAUGCCAUGGACGGCUGGAAGGACCUGUACCAGUUGAAGAGCUCCGACAGCGUGGUGGGGCGAACGAUCAAAAGCAUCUGCCAGGAACAACGGCUAGCUUGUUCCGAUGAAGAAUCUGGGUCGAGGACCACGACGGCUGGGGGUUCCACUUCCUCUUCCUCGGGGAUGGAGCAAUCUACUUGUGAACAACAACAACGACCUGCCGCACCAGCACGCCCAUCGAAGCGCCUGCGCCGUUUCCGGCCCCGGAACAAUCGGCUGCACCGCAUUCAGACGGAGCCGCCGAGUCCGAUCAUUUGGAAGAGCUGCAAGUUUUGCGAGGGGCGGUCGAAGCCCCGUACGAAGACCGCGCGGCGCAGCGCGUUGCACUGGAACGACCCCGAGUUCGUUUCAACGCGGUUUCGGGAAGAAGCCGCGAUCACCGCCCAAGCCACCGCCCGGUUCGAUAGUCAAAACAUCCGAAUGCCGCUCUUGAGGGGCGCGGCUAGUAGAAGCGUGGUGCCCCGUACAAACGGUGGAGAAAGUGCCACUUCGUCGCCAGUGCCUGCUGCAGCUGCCCCAAGAACUGCAACUACCGACGGAUUAUUUGCUGGGUCCGCCGAGCUUGGGGGCGAAAGGAGCAUCAGCAGCGCACCAUCAAGAAGUACAACGACCUCCAAUAAUCGGGACCUGGCACAGCGUCUCUGUAGUAUCGACGUGGCUAUUAUCCCUGUCGCGUGCGGGACGAGGACGGGAGAGGACCCCGUCCUGGUUUGCCUCAUCCCGCUACGGAACACCCUCACGGAGGACGCGCGCGCCUGA